Molecule: messenger RNA, 5604 nt
Organism: Rana temporaria (common frog)
Lineage: Eukaryota; Metazoa; Chordata; Amphibia; Anura; Ranidae
Exons: 30
Coding region: 1-1830 (609 amino acids)
Source: RefSeq, a predicted model, not a curated record
AUGUCUGUUUUAUUAGAAACACUGGUGAAAAAAACUGAAGAAAAACCAACAAAGCUUAAACAUGAAACAUAUGAGAAACAACUAAAAGAACAGAGAGAAGUAGAAACCCCGGUGGAAAAGCGAGAAAAAGAACCAACAGAACCAAAGAAAGUCAAAACUAAAGCAAGAAAGAAGGAAGACAUUCUGGUACCUGCCAAAUUAAUCACUGAAAAGCAAGCAAAAAAUGUAACAGAUGAGAAACCUACAAGAAAGAAGCACAGAGCUGCUGAAGAGAAAACAACAACAGAUAAAGUCAAAGAACUAGAAGAGAUCACACCUGAAGAAGAAGGUGCUCUACAGUACAUCCAGAGUGUAUUCUAUGAUGGAAUGAGUGCAGUUAAUCAAUUUACAGAAGAUACUCUUAAUUACUCUCAGAAUCUGUUCUACGAUGGACUUGAUACAGUGUAUGAUUUCAAAGAAGAUUCUGUUGAUUACUUCCAGAGUGGGAUUAACACAGUGACUGAAUUUGGAGAAGGUGCUUUCGAGUAUACCCAAGGUGUCUUCUAUGAUGGCUUUGAUACAGUUAAUCAGAAAAAAGAAGAUAUACUUCAAUACCUCCAGGGCCAUUUCUAUGAAGGGCUCAAUAGAAUUACUGAGUUUGGAGAAGGUCUCGUUGACUAUGCACAGAGUUUCCUCAAUGGCAGCUUAAAUAGACUUAAUCAGUUCCGAAAAGACCUUGUUGAAUACUUCAGCAGUCUCUUCAAUGAUUGGGUUGAAAGAAGCACUCAUUUUGGAAAAGAUAUUGUUAUUUAUGUCCAGCAUGGCUUCAAUGAAGGGGUUAACAAGUUUAACAAGCUGAGAGAAGAUCUGUCCAGCUACAGUCAGGAACUGUUCUAUGAUUCAGUAAAUAAACUUAGUCAACUUGGAAAAGAUGCUCUUGAGUAUUUCCAGAAUCUUUUCUCCUCUGGAGUAGACAGAUUGUCUGAGUUCAAAGACGGUACUGUUAACUACUCCCAGAGACUCAUCUAUGAUGGACUCAAUGGACUUUCUGAGUUCAAAGAAUGUACUUUAAACUACUCACAGAACCUUUUCUAUGUUGGACUUAGUAAGCUUUCUGAGUUUAAAGAAGGAACUUUUAACUACUCAAAGGCUCUCCUCUAUAAUGGACUCAGUAGUCUUUCUGACAUUAAAGAAGGCACUAUUAACUAUUCCCAGAGUCUGCUAUAUGAUGGACUUAAUAGACUUUCUGAGUUUAAAGAAGGAACUGUUAACUAUUCCCAGAGUCUCUUAUAUGAUGGACUCAAUAGACUUUCUGAGUUUAAAGAAGGAACUGUUAACUAUUCCCAAAGUCUCUUAUAUGAUGGACUCAAUAGACUUUCUGAGUUUAAAGAAGGGACUGUUAACUAUUCCCAAAGUCUCUUAUAUGAUGGACUCAAUAGACUUUCUGAGUUUAAAGAAGGAACUGUUAACUAUUCCCAGAGUCUAAUCUAUGAUGGAUUCAACAAAGUUUAUGAGUUCAAAGAAGGAACUGUAAACUACUUGCAGAGUCUGUUCUAUGGUGGACUCAAUAGACUUUCUGAAUUAAAAGAAGGCCUUCUAGAAUACUUACAAGACCCUUUCUUUGAUGGACUUAAUGGGCUUAAGAAGUCUGGAGAAGGUCUCCUUGAAUACCUGCAGAGUCUCUUUUUUGAUGGCAUUAAUGGACUUAAGCAGUCAAGCGAAGAUCUUCUUAGCUACUUCCAAAGCCUUAUCAAUGAUGGACUUUCGUUCUUCACCUCGGCCAACAGUCAGGAGCAAUACUCUAGCCAUUCCGAGGCUGAUGAGAUGAAGACUGGAACAGUGGAAAACUAAAAAACAUACCAGAUAUAUAUUCUUGGAAUCUUUUAUAAAGGACUGUAGUCUUUACAGUCUGUGUCCUAGUAACAGGUCACUAGACAGAGAAAGAAUUUUACAGUUCUAAGUAUCAUGAGAAGAAGAAAGGAGAAUGACAUAUAGGAGGAAUGUGUCAUGAUAAGAGCACAUGGUCCUUCAUUUUGUAACAAUGUAAGAGCCUAGGAAUGACUGCAAACUGCAAAACAAAGCACGUUCAUGUCUCAUUGCAUUUACUGCUUUGUCACCAGUUAGCACAAGGAAAACCCUAAUGUUGACACUCAAUAUGUUUGUUACAUUCACCUUAACAUUUCAAGUUAUUGUGCUAAUAGCAGUGACAGGCAAUUAAUUUUUACUUUUCUAGGCAAACUACAUUAUGGAUUUUCUUGAAACAGACGCUUGUUUAUAAUAAGAGCUGUACCGCUGCAGUUUCAAGUUUACAGAGUAAUAAAAUGUGGCGGUUAGCAAUGACUAAAUGGUGCUAAGCUGUUGAACAGUUAUUAGCCCAUUAAUACAUGACAUCAGCGACUCAUAUCUUUAAUUAAUACCUCUGGGCACAUGUCUUAAAGGCCCCUCUUGAAAUAUUUAUAAUGUCUAUACCAGGCAAAUUAUGAUAUUAUACUAUAUUAUAUUAUAUUAAACAAUGUAAAAUGCUCAAGGGAUUCACUGGCAAAGAGUGACCAAUAAUGUAUUUAUCGAUACUUGGACAGUGGAUAGGAGCUAAAACAAUUCUUGUACUGGAAUAAAUAGACAUUUGCAUAGUGCAUACAUAUAAUAAUGCUCCUACAUAUGAUUUCCUGUCUAUAUAAGUCCACUACAGUUGGACUAUUAUAUUUUACAUUUGUUGCUAGGGUGUAUGAAUCUCUUUUAGACAAGCACUACAUGUAAUUAUUAUAUAGGUGCAUACGGAUGCAACACCCCAUGUCCUUAAACAAAGGCUUGGUAAAGUAGACAGAUAUAAAAAAGAAAAAUUGACAAGAGGCUGGCGUCAUGCUGCUGAAGAUGUUCUAUAACUUUUGUUAUAUUUUGCCUUAACUAGGCUAAUUUAAAUAUUUUGGUUGUGGAUUUUUGCAUUUGCUUCAGUAGAUUGGUUUCAGUCAGCAAUAAUUAACAAGCUAUAUUGUACAUAAAAAUUGGCAAAAUGCUUCUUGUAAAGUAUCAUGUUUGCUAUUGAAGACUUUAUAUGUGAUGGUGGUGAUGACUUUUUAUGGGUAGUGCUUACUAUACAGAGACUAGAUAAGCACAGAUAUUCUCUAAACAAAUCUUCAGAGUCACUUACCACCACAUUUCCACAUUGUGUUUUAUGAUUGUGUAACUGAGAAUUGUGCUGCUGUGAAUGUAAAGCAAAAUGCUGCUUUGUGGGUUGCCUUUUAUUGGAUAUUUAAUGCCUCAAGCAUAAUGACUACGUAAGCCUUUUUACAACAUAACAGUGUUUUUCAAUGCUAAAAUAACUUGCAGUACAUAUUAAACACUGGCACUAAACUUAACAGUGUUUAUCCAUCCAAAGCAAAGGUACAAUGAAACAAAAGUAGGCAAGAAUAAUAUGCAUUAUAGUGGAUAAUCUCAUUGAUGAUUCCAAGACUUGAUGACUUAUAUGAACAUAAUUUCUCUAGUGAUUAAAUGCAGUCAGGAAAACAUUGUGCUCAUUGGUGCAUGUGUCUGCAGCUCCGGCACUAGUAUAAAUAUGUUGGUUGAGAGCUGUAGAGAUGUGUAGAAUAGCAGUGUCACCAGCUGGGCCACAGUGAGUGAAAGUGACUGAAUAUGCAUUCAUGUAAGUUAAUCUGUUUCCAGACAGCUGCUCCUAUUCCUUCUCUUUGACUGCGUCCCAGCAGAGUAAAGUGGGUACCCUCCAGAGUUCUUCCUCUAUGCCAUUGUCUAAGGUUUGCUCUCAUCCCAAUACAAUUAACAUCCUAGCAGACUGGUUCUAAUUAUGAAUGUAAUACUAAAUUUGCUUCCAAAAUCAAUCAGCUGUAUGACAGUGAAAUGUGAAGAUGUCUGCAUAUUGUUGUACAGUUCACAGACAACAUGGCAUGACAAAUUGAAAGUCUUUGCAUAGAAUAUGACUGACUUUAGUGUGUUAAGAUUCAGAAUAAGAACACUUCUACCUAAAUGGAAAUGCUUUGUUAUAGGCAGUGUGGGAUAUCAUUUGCUCCUUCACCAAUUAAAUAGUGCUGUCGGGGACCCCAGCAGUGAGAUUCCUCACUCCCUAAUUUUGUCAGAGUUUUUAGGACCAACUGGCUUAAAUGAGUUCUCCAUACGCUAACAUGGGGAGGGUGCAUGGCACAGAAAUGCUUUAACAUUUUUCCUCUAGUAGAUUCCUCUAAGGAAAAAAUUGUAAAUUCCCAUAGGUCACUGAUAACAGUAGAGCUGUGUUGGUAAGGACUCUCCCCGCUCGGAUCCCACAAUAAGUACUCAUCAAAGAUUCAAGCCCUGCCCUACCGAUUGGGGUAGUGUUACUUUUUAAUCAAGAGCAAUACUCAGCUCACGACACAUGUGAAUGUAUUUAUGUUUUUAUGUUAACAUAAUUUUACAUGAAACGGAUGGAUUGAACAGUAUGUGAAGCUAGUACAUGAUAUUUUUUAUUGUACUUACAUGGAAAGUGGUCUGUAGCUUUAUCUGUUUUAGAAACAAUUUACAGAAGCAAAUCUGUUUAGUAACAUUGAUUAACUGACUGUAACAUAAAUUGCAAACUUUAUUGCACACUGUACAUUAACUGAAAGUUUAUUUUUGAUUCAAUAUAAUUAUGAUCUUUGAGAACAUAAGUUUUCUGACUCUGGAUUCAACUAUGAUACAAAAAUCCAAAAUAAUACUGUAGAAAAUAGUAUCCUAACUCAUUACAAUCAUUACAGUCUUAACCAGCUCACAAUGUAAGCACAGUGUAUGAAAUUAAUCCUACUCAGAAGUAUGUCCAGGGUUGUCAAAUGAUCGUAUGUGAUGCAAUAUUUUCAGACCCUGAGCUGUUGGGUUCUCAUAACAAUAACAUACAGCCAGUAUGGAUAACAAUAUAAAGGUUUACGAUAAUUGGUUUGGUUGUCCAGAAAAAUGGCAUUCUGCCAUUUAACAUCCCUGCAAAUUAUUGAGUAUCACUUCCUUAGCUUGGAUAUCUCUCGUAUGGUGUAAAAAGUGAUAAACAAUACUGUCUGAUAUGGAUUAUUGUUAAGAAAGCAUAAGUAAGUCUACAAAAGAUUUAUAGAGAUGUGUGAAGAAAGUGACACAAUUUGACAGCUCACUUUUACUGCUAUGUGGUACGCUGUCAGUUUGAUGAGAGCUGAGUUGCUCAUAAGAAACCAGUAACAAUAGAAACAUUGGUGGAGCUCCCGCAUAUGUGAAAAGUGCAAUGUAUUUAUUGCUUAUGAAGUCUGCCUAUAACCCCUAUAUAAUCUUCCAUCAUAAUCGUAUUUAUUGACAUUUUCCACAUUGUCCCCUUCCAGAAAAAGUAUCUUUAAUAAGAUGGCUGCAAAGAUUGCUGUACAUUUUUCUCUGUUAAACUGAUAUGUCAAAAGAAAUCUCGUAGGCUUUCUCACUUCAAAUCCAUGCAAAUUAUGCUGGGAGUUGCAGUGUAUUUUCCAUGAUGUAUUACUCUUCUUCAUCCUGACUGUCAUUUCAUUUGGAGAUGUUUUUGUGAGGCAUGUUUACAAAGUGUAGUCUUAAAAGAAACUGCUGCUGUAAUUUUUGAUUCAUAAAAUAUUUUAUUUCUUGCCAAAGUAGUGUGCAACUGGGAAAUGAAAAUAAACUUCUUUUUGAGCACUAGAAAAA